GGCUGCCUGAAAGCGACUAUCAGUUGCGAGAGAGUGAGAGGGCUUGAAGUGAAGCCAAUAGGGAAAGAGGAAGGACCAUAAACAGCUGCUCCCUUCUUUCCCCCCCCCAUGCAGAGACAGCAAGAGGAACCCGAUGAAGUGAGAAGGCGGAUGACAGGAGGGUCUGUGCCUGAGUGCGACGGGGAGUGUCGCCUUUGAGGGUCUUCAGACGUAGAGGAAGGUGCUGGCAUGUAGAAUGGGAGACGGGAGGUGCUGAGUGUGCACCCGCUUGCUUUGAGAGUGAGGAAAGCCGGAGUGCGAGAGGACUUGGAAGAGUGAGAAAGAGUUGUAAAAAGAGCAGCGAGAAGAAGUCAUCUGUCAGAGGAGCAGGAGUUGGACAUGGGCUGUGAAGCUUUGAGAAGUUCUCUUCUGGUGACUCAACUUCAGCGGUGAACGGAAUUGAUGACCAGGGCCACCAAAGACUGCAAACAUGGGCUGCAUUCACAGCCUGGCCAGCAGAAUUAAAGAAGCUGACCCCGAGGGUACCCCUCUAAAGACCGACCCCGAGGUGCUCCCCGAGAUCCUGCAGCUUGUGGAGAGAAGCAGAGGGAGGCUGCGUACGUGUGCCAGUGUGCAGACUGGACAGCUCAGAGAGAGAGGCAAGGACUGAAGCUCCUUGUGAGAGGUGUCCACCACCUGUGCCUCAACACCAGACCAGCUCAAUUCCAUGAAAUCUGCAUCACUGAAGAAAAGAAGCUCCAUGCCGAGAAGUAAAAGUGAGGAGCAAGUCAUGGAGCAGGUGAUGGAGCGCCACUACGAUAUUGACCUCACCUAUAUCACGGAGAGGAUCAUCUCGGUCUUCUUCAUGCCUGAGCUUGAAGAACAGCGAUACCAUGGGGAGCUGCAGGAAAUGGCGACCAUGCUUAAAUCCAAGCACCAAGACAAGUUUCUGCUUUUAAAUUUAUCAGAGAAGAGACACGACAUGACAAGACUCAUCCCAAAGAUCCAGGACUUUGGAUGGCCCGAUCUCCACGCUCCACCUUUGGACAGGAUCUGUACUGUAUGUAAGGCUAUGGAGAUGUGGCUUAGCGCUGAUCCGAAUAAUGUAGCGGUUCUCCACUGUAAGGGAAACAAAGGGAAGACGGGGGUCAUUGUGGCGGCCUACAUGCACUACAGCAAGAUCUCGGCAGGAGCGGACCAGGCGCUCACCACGCUGGCCAUGAGGAAGUUCUGCGAGGACAAAGUUUCUUCUUCCCUUCAGCCCUCUCAGAACAGGUACAUCUACUACUUUGGUGGCCUGCUCUCCGGUGCCAUUAAAAUGAACAGCAGUCCUUUGUUCCUUCAUCAGAUUCUUAUUCCAUCACUGCCAAAUUUUCAGACGGGAGGAGGUUACUUUCCAUUUCUGAAGCUCUACCAAUCGCUACAGCUGAUCUACACUUCCUGCGUCUACAACCCUCAGACCUCGAGGUCCAGAAAGUUGUGUGUGACCAUGGAACCGGCGUUAUUGUUAAAGGGGGACAUUCUGGUCAAGUGCUAUCAUCGACGGAGCCAGGCAGCAGAGAGAGAAGUGGUGUUUAGGAUCCAGUUCCACACGUGCACCAUUCAUGGCGCCCAGCUGUGGUUUGGUAAGAAGGACCUCGACGUAGCUUGCACAGAUGACAGGUUCCCUCGUGAUGCUGCAGUGGAGUUUAUCUUUUCUAGCAGCCCAGAAAAAAUAAACGAAAACCAAAAGACAGAUGCCUCCAUCAAAAUGAACUACAACAAAUCAGAUCCGGUAGUCCAAUGGGAUUCUUAUGAGAACUUGAACCUGCACCAUCAAGACAGCCCAGGGAAUAUUUCUCAUACCCGGGGCCCUCUGGACGGUAGUCUGUACGCACAAGUGAGAAAACGCAGAGGACCGGCCCCGACUUCCUCACCCAACGGAUGCCUCAGCAGCAGCCCAACGGUGAAGACACAGAUUGCCAGCCAGCCGCAAACUCUCACCAGCACUUCCGGCUGCGUCCCCUUUACUUCCCAUCCCGAAAGCGAGACGACUGAAAGUCUGACGGGAAAAGGAGAAAGGGCAACAAGAGAGCGUGCACGAGACAAAGACGGAGAGACGGAGAUUUUAGACGAAGCAAACCGGUCAAGUACGGGUGGAUUAAGGCGAGAACACUCAUGUUGCGGUCGAGCAGGUAUCAAGUGUGGAGGGGUGGGGCGGAAAUGGGAGGAAGAGCCGUGCCUAUCCAACGGUCACUGUGCUGGAUGCCGCAACAGUAUUAAAAAACAUCCCAAAAGCCAAACCCUGCCGACCUUAGCGACCAAAUCCGUGUCACCUCCACCUCAUUUGACUCAUAUGGAACUCUGUCAUCGCCAUAGUGUCCAUCCUCUGCCCGCGUGGGAACAGCCGGCCCCAUCUGCACCUUGUCUCCACAGAUCGUGCUUCCCUUAUUCCGCUUCCGAGCAUGGUCACACCCUUCCAGCUUUGAACAGACACUACAAUGAUGAAUGCCAAGGCUUCCAUUAUGCCAGCCAAAACCCCAUCGCUCACCUUUCCCACCAGUCACUCCAUUCAAGCCCAUACCGAGAGAUGUUCUUCAGUCCUCCAAAUCAAUGUCCUUGCCGAGAUUGCUCCAGCAGGCGGGAGCACCAAGCGGCCUCGGUCAGACUGCUCCAUCCGAUGCAUCCGGACCAGGCGGUGGGAUUACAACGGACUAGAGAGGCAUUGUGGGAAAGUAAAAACCCGUGGGAAGUGCCAGGAGAAGCUGACUUCUGGCAGUGUAAAGCAGCCGUGCCACCAUAUCACGGCUGUCACUCUGCUGCUUUAAAACAGGGAGCGGAGCAGCAAAGGUUUGUCCUUGGACCUCACCAGAAUUAUCCCAGCCCCCAGCCUAUGGUGGACACGCGGGACGGAGUCAGCAGUGGAUACCACAGCCCUCCUCCGCCCCCACGACAAUCUUGCCCCUGCUCUCCUUAUCAAUCAUCUCCCGUCGAGAGCCAUGAGAGUCGAGGUUAUGCUUCAGGUUACCUCUCUGGGUCAGCCUCUCCUCUGCCUGCCAGUAGCCCCUCCCUUGGGAGAGAAAUACUUGCAGCAACCCCUCCAGAAGCCAAAGAUCAUCAGAAUGAGCAUCUCAAAGCGGAAAAGACCGCAGCUAGUGCAGAGGUCGACGUAUCGCGGAGUUCAGAGGGUAAACGUAAUAGAUCAAGCACCCAGACUCUGGAUUCUGAUCAUGACUAUACAGUCAUUGGUGGCGGCAGCCCCACACACACAGAUGACAGUUUAAGUCAAGACGCCUCACUCGCACUGGAGUUCAACACAAAUGGAAGCAAAACACUUUUAAUAGCAGAGGCAGAAGAGCAAUCCCCAAGUCCUGAAGUAACACCGCCGUCAAGUGAACCUCCUCACAGUCGUACAUCUGAUGGAAAGAAACUUGAGGAACUAAAAGUCAAAGAAAAUAACGAGGAUACCAAUCAGUCUCAAAGUACCACUAUCAUCUUCACCCUGGUGCAAGACCACCUCAACGGCUCAAAUGCGCCGAGUGACGGCCCAUCCUCCUGCAGCGCGACACACGUUGCCGGUCCGAGCUCUUCCAACAACUCCUCACAAAUUUCUCCAAGUGAGUCCCCAUGUCGCAGCUCCCCAUCGGCGACAGAGCUUCGCCUAACGCCUGAGAGAGACAGCUCCACUGACCCCGCCAAACCACCGUCCCCUGUGCCUGAUGGUUACCACACGCCAACGUUCCCCCUCGCACCUUAUUACUACCCGUUACUAAGUGUCCCACGUGUCCCUUACACUGGCUACACCGCAAUCACAAUCCCAGCCGCUCAGCCGCCACUCCCGGAGAAGAAACGACUUUCAGGGACACCGGGAUCGCUUAACGGGCACACUUCUCAUCUACGAGCCUCUCCGGCGCCUUCCCCCAUCCACAAUAUGGCUUUGUCCCCAAUUUCGGCAGAGCAGAAACAGUAUAGCAGCAGCAGGGAGGACAUCAGGGUCAACGCUAAGUUUGUCCAAGAUAGUUCCAAGUACUGGUACAAACCAAGCAUCUCCAGAGACCAAGCCAUCGCAGUGUUGAAGGACAAGGAACCGGGAACUUUCCUCAUCAGAGACAGUAAUUCCUUCCAAGGUGCCUACGGCCUGGCCCUCAAAGUGGCCACACCUCCUCCUAAUGCCAACAUCACUGGAAGCAAAGCAGAUGUCCUGGAACAGCUCGUGAGACAUUUCCUCGUUGAGACAGGACCGCGAGGUGUCAAAAUCAAGGGCUGUCAGAAUGAAGCAUAUUUUGGGAGUUUGUCUGCCCUGGUGUAUCAACAUUCAAUCACACCCAUCUCUUUGCCGUGUGCCCUUCGUGUCCCAGAAAGAGAUCUGAUCGGCGAUCUUCAGGAGAUACGGACCGUAACAAACACAAGCACGGCGGCCGACCUCCUUAAACAGGGAGCAGCUUGCAACGUUCUCUAUCUGAACUCGGUGGAAACGGAAUCAUUAACGGGACCGGAAGCCGUUUCCAAAGCAACCAAAAGUACACUGGCUCUGAGUCCACGUCCUGCUGCAACAAUGGUCCAUUUUAAAGUUUCCUCUCAGGGCAUCACUCUGACUGACAGCAAAAGAAGAUUAUUUUUCCGGAGGCACUACCCCAUCAGCAGUGUGACUUUCAGCAGUCUUGACCCCCAAGACCAGAGAUGGACUAACAGUGAUAGCACGUCCAGCAAGAUGUUUGGUUUUGUUGCCAGGCGGACGGGCAGCGCCACAGAGAAUGUGUGUCACCUUUUUGCAGAGCUGGAUCCAGAGCAACCUGCAGUGGCUAUUGUUAACUUUAUCAAUAAAGUUAUGCUCGGACCACAGCUACGCCGAUGAAACAUCUGAAAACAUUUUGAGGGCAAGAGGGAGGUCUACAAAAGUUACAUAUACUACGGCGCAAAAAACACACACGAGCGUGGAUUUUGUUUUGAUUUGGGUUUUUUUAAACAGUCAUGUUGUAAGUUAAAGUUUUACCAAAGAGGAUCUCUAAUUCUUCCGAUUGUGUGGAAUUGAUUGUUGAUCAAUAGUGGAUUUAUGUUCCAUUACGUCUCAGUUAAAGAGAAGAAAGGUUACAAAUAAUUAGAUUUUUAAUUGUGAGCAGGAUUACACACAAAAAAAAUCGUGACGUUUACAUAUUGGAGCCACUGUACAGUGCACAGAAUCUUAUAGCCCGGCCCAUAUUUUCAUCAAUCUUCAUGAACCAAAUGACAAACUCAGUCACACACUGCCAUAAAUGUAUCAACCAAUUCAAAGAGAGAAUAUAUUAACAUUUUUGUGACUGGAAAUCACAACUUCAUGCCUUAAAGCUGAAACGUUUCACAAUCUGGGAAACAUGUCACGCCGCUAAGGUCAUUUUCAACAGAGACAUUACCUCACUUUCUCCAUGCCUCGGAAGGACCACACAUUGGUCCUGACCUGGUUGGUUUGUUUUUAUUUUCACAAGACAACCAAGAUUCUUGGAAAAACACCCCAAAAUAAAAAUAAAAAACCAACCAAAGACAUAAAAUGUAAAAAUAUAUUUCAAGUUUGUUUUUUAUUUUUUAUUUCCACCCGUGUGUUUGCGUGUGUUUUUUUUACAAACAGUGUAAUUUCAGUGAGCACAAAUGCAAUUUUCAUAAUGUUUGUCCUUAAUAGAAGUAAUAUAUUUUAUGCCUCUGAAGAAGAACUGUGUGAAAUAAAAUUCUACAAAAAUACACACAA
Molecule: messenger RNA, 5677 nt
Organism: Syngnathus typhle (broad-nosed pipefish)
Lineage: Eukaryota; Metazoa; Chordata; Actinopteri; Syngnathiformes; Syngnathidae
Product: tensin-2-like
Exons: 26
Coding region: 707-4813 (1368 amino acids)
Biological process (GO): peptidyl-tyrosine dephosphorylation
Molecular function (GO): protein tyrosine phosphatase activity; protein binding
Source: RefSeq, a predicted model, not a curated record